AUUUUUGCUUUUGUGCAAGGCCCUAAAUAUACUUUUGUGUUUGUGAAUUGUGUUUGCUCUCUAUGGUGUGGCAGCCGCUGUGGGAGGGCUCGCUGGUGGUGCUCCAGUGGCUGGCCGCCCUGCUCACUGACGUCUCGGACAGCGCCGCCGCCGCUCUGAACAGCUCUCGGCCGCUGGUGAGCGAGGCCCUGCAGCGCGCCGGCGGCCUGGUGCCGUGGCCCGACCUGGGCCUGCCCGAGCUCGACGCGUUCCAGGCCAACCUACUGCUGGCCAUCGGCGGCAUACUGGUGACCAACGUGCUGCUUGUCUACCUGGCCUGGUCGCGCUACGGCGAGCGCAUCGUGGAGCACUUUACCUCGGCCGACGCCACCAGCAAAGUUCGUGACCUUGGGAUGCGUCAGAACCUCCCCAAGGAGUUCACGCCCAAGUUCUGAGGUGCCGACUCCCUCCAAGUCGCCGCAGCACAUUGGUCUAACCCCGACGCACGAGGGUAGACCAUGGACGCCCUGAAGAAGUUCAUCGAGAAGAAAAAGUCUGAGGCCAAGUUCAAGAAGGCCGGCCCGGGCCACCGUCUGUCGGGUGAGCCGGGCGGCGGCAGCGGCGGCGCGCGCGGCUCCUCCUCGGCGCCGGCGCCGCUACCUGAGAGACAGCACCCGUCCAAAGGCUCCCAGCUGGCCGGCGCCGCCGCGCUGGCGCGGCACGAGCAGAAGCAGCAGCAGCAGUCGGCCUCCAGCCGCUCACUGGCCGUGAUCCGGGCCCAGGCGCGGAAGGAGCUGGACGCGGAGCUGGCGGCGGCGGGCGCGGGAGCGGCGGAGGGCGGCGCGGCGCCUCCCGGGCCGCGGGUCACCGAGCUGGAGAUGGCGCCCAACCUCGCCGUCAGCGGCGUCUACUACCGGUGCCCCAUCAUCGGAGGCGAGGUGCUGCCCCGGCCCGAGAUCCAGCAGAAGAUCAAGCUGUUCCUGUACGAGCAGCUGGCCGAGGACGGCGGUAUCGCCGCCUGCCUCAUCAUCCACUCGUGUAACGCCAACCGGGAGAAGGUGCAGACGGGCGUGGAGACGCUGUGCAAAUACAUGGAGAACAUCCUGUCCGCGCCGGCCGAGGAAAAGUUCCGCAAGAUCCGACAGUCGAACAAGGCGUACACCGAGCGCGUGGCGCCGCUGGAGGGCGCCGCCGAGCUCCUGGCCGCCGCCGGCUUCCAGAGCACCCAGCUACCGCACGGCGACGGCACGGAGACGUUCUGGGUGUUCCCGCCCGACGGCGACCUCGACAAACUGCAGAUGUUCCGCGACGCGCUGGUCAGCGCCGAGCCCAUUGUUCCGGAGCUGGACAGGAACGCCCGCGCCCUGAUGCCGGCGCAGGCGGCCCGCCAGGUGGCUCUGCCGGCCGACUUUUUCGCCAUCUCCCAGGAGGAGCUCAAACGCGAGCAGCAGCUCAGGUCGGAGGUGGUCGAGAACAUGACACUGCUGCAGACCAAGGCGAUGCGCGAGCGGGCCGAGCAGCGCGAGCUGAGAAAGUACCGCUUCUGCCUGGUACGGGUCCGCUUCCCAGACGCCAUCACUCUGCAGGGUACAUUCCGUGUGACGGAGCGCGUGUCGGCCGUGUACACGUUCGUGCGCGAGAAUCUAGUCCGGCCGUCGGAGGCGUUCGAGCUGCUCACGCCCACCGGCCACCCGUUGGACGCCGACGACCAAAGCACCCUGGCCGAGGCCAAGCUGGUGCCCUCUGUGCUGCUCACCUGGCAGCUCAAGUCGGGCGCCGCGCCGCCAGGCGGCAGCACCGGCGCCUUCCUGGUGCCAGAGCUGAUGGAGACCAUCUCUGAGCUGGGCUGAGUGGUCAGUGGUCACUGCCGAGCUCGGCUGAGCGGUCACUGCCGAGCUGGGCUGAGCGACAUCAGCAGUCACGGCCGAGCUCAGCUGAGCGGCAUCAGCAGUCACUGCCGACCUCGGCUGAGCUCGGGGCUCGGUCAGCUGAGCUGUGUGCAAGCCAGCUGGGCUGAGCUGAGCUCCUGGCGGGUGCUGGGCUGGUCAGAGCUCCGAGUCAGGUCAGCUGAGCUCCGUGCCGGGUCAGCUGAGCUGGGCCGAGCUCCGGGCUGGGUCGGCUGAGCUGGUCAGAGCUCUGAGUCAGGUCAGCUGGCCGGGCUGAGCUCCGGGGCAGUCACUGAGUGAUACACUGUGGACCGGCCGGUCUGUACGGCCGCCCGGGGCAUUAGGUGUCGUGUCGGUGACCCCACGUCUGUUCCCACCGGGCCGCGGGUGCGGCGCACUGCCGGGAGGGCUACCUGUGGCUCCACAGUCACGCCACGCCAUAGUCAUCUACCCAUGCAAGCUGGAUGUUGUAUUUUUGUGUUGCAUAUCGACCGGUGUGGGCCGGCUGCGCUGAAUGGCCUGCCUCUCUUCCAAUGGGGCGUGCCCGCCCGCGCAGUGCAGCUGUUCUGUGACUUGUUGUGGCCACGCAUAAAUAUAUUAUCGGUUACGCGUGA
This is a messenger RNA of Amphibalanus amphitrite, 2479 nucleotides long. It is a transcript of the gene Gint3, whose product is annotated as UBX domain-containing protein 6-like. Lineage: Eukaryota; Metazoa; Arthropoda; Thecostraca; Balanomorpha; Balanidae. Gene Ontology annotation, molecular function: protein binding. The record is from RefSeq and is a predicted model, not a curated record. Gene Ontology annotation, cellular component: cytoplasm. The coding region runs from base 498 to 1829 and encodes 443 amino acids. The transcript has 9 exons.